CCAAUCUGACAACGACAAGCAGGUCACCACCCCCUGACAGUCCUGACGGACAUGCAUUCUUCGCGAGACCGGGCCAUUUGAUGGGAGGUCCACUAUGACGAUCCGUCUGAUUCUUGGCUUCGCAAAACGUUUGGCGAGCGGAUUCCCCAAAUGGAGUUUCGAGUUGCAGCGAAGCGGCCAGCGGCCAGUGGCCAGCCACCGUGCGGCAGAGUUUGGCGAGAUUCGAGAAAAGGGUGAAGACCAAAAGGGAGGGGGAAACUUGGGUGCGCUUGGGAAGGGCAGGAACGGCUUUCCUUGGCGUUUUUACGUACACGUGUUGAGCAGGUGAGCAUCAAUGCCUUUACCUUCUUUGGCGGUGGGAAAACAAGCCCCGAUGGCUCCGUAACCCCCUUGGCAAAGGAUUGUUUGGUUCUUGACCGUCAGAAGAAGCUUUGGCGCUUCCGCUUCUUCUUCCGACCGUCCACUGCCAAGGUUUCGUUUCUUUUUCAUCCAAAGAGGUCGCACUUCACCUCGUAUCGGAGCGUUGGUUUUUUUAGUUACAAGCCGUCCUCCUCCGCUGGACGAACCGACGAACUCUUUCUCGAAACUACGGUCAUUCACCUCGUCUUGACGGGGAAACGACAUGAGUAACCAGUUGCGCCGAGCAAUGCUGCCGCUGCCCUCUUUAUCCCCGUACCCUGAGCCGCCAACAUGAUCACCAUACGCCGACGACCCGCGAGGGUACCAAUCUACCUGGGCAUCGCCCUUAUACUGUUGUUGGUCUGGCAUACCGGUUUUCCCGCCGGCUGGAGCGCUGGAACACUCAACUACAACGGCAUCCGCUACCGCAAGUCAAGCUACGACUGGGCGAGCCUGAAGCCCGAAUAUCCACUAGAGAAGCCGCUGCGUACGCCUCCGAAAGGCACUCCCGUCGAACUCCCACGAGUCCAGUACGAUUUCGACAGCAGCAAAAAGCAAGCGGGAAAGAAGACGAGCAAGAAACUUUCACACGAUAAGAACGGCGACCGUGACCGGGAGAGGCAGACUGAGUCGAGACGGGCUGCCGUGGUCCAUGCCUUCCGGCGGAGCUGGGCGAGCUACAAGGAGAAUGCGUGGACGUGGGACGAGCUCACUCCCGUAUCGGGCCAUGGCAAAACCACAUUUGGUGGUUGGUCGGCCAGUCUGGUCGACGGCCUUGAUACUCUAUGGAUCAUGGGAAUGCACGAUGAGUUCCGCCGGGCCGUCAGGACUGUCGCGCUGAUCGACUGGUCCAACACUACGGAGACGGCUGCCAACAUGUUUGAGACGACGAUCCGCCACCUGGGCGGUCUCAUCAGCGCCUACGACCUGAGUGGCGAGCCGGCCUUGCUGGCUAAGGCCGUUGAGCUGGGUGACAUGCUGUACAUGGGCUUUGAUACCCCGAACCAUAUGCCGCCUUUCUGGUUCAAGUUCUCCGACGCCAAAUACGGCACGCAAAGGGUGGGAGAGCGCGAGUCCUCGGCUGCGGGAUGCUCGCUCUCCAUGGAGUUUACCCGCCUAUCCCAGCUGACGGGCGACGCGAAAUACUACGAUGCCACAGAGCGAGUAAAGGAGUUCCUCGUCAGGACGCAGACGCGCAGCAAGCUGCCCGGCAUGUGGCCCAUGUAUAUGAACUACCGCGAUGAGAAGGUAGAGGACAGCUCCUUCACGAUUGGCGCCCAGGCCGACUCCCUCUACGAGUAUCUGCCCAAGAUGCAUGCCCUGCUAGGCGGUCUCGACAGCGAGUACGGGAAGCUCACAGUGGACUCUUUCGACGUCAUCGACAAGCACAUUCUCUUCAGGCCCAUCCUCCCUAAUAAAACAGACAUCCUCAUCCCAGGCAACGCCUUCGCCCACGGCGACAACGUCGACCUGACGCCCGAGAUGCAGCACCUGGGCUGCUUCGCCGGCGGUAUGUACGGCCUUGCUGGCAAGCUCCUGGGCCGGGACUCGUACGUCACCAUUGGCGAAAAGAUCUCCCGCGGAUGCGCCUGGGCAUACAAAGUCUUCCCCACGGGCAUUAUGCCCGAGAUCAUGACAUUCCACCCCUGCAACGAGCCGAACCACGGCGCCUGCGAGUGGGACCAAAAGACGCACGGCAGCAAGAGCGACGUGCCUGGCGGCGUCAAGCAGGUCCGCGACAGCCGUUACAUGCUCCGCCCCGAGGCCAUCGAGAGCAUUUUUUACAUGUACCGCAUCACGGGCGAUGACGAGUGGCGCGAGGUCGCGUGGGACAUGUUUCAGAGCAUCCGGCGCGCGACGGAGACGCCGCUGGCGUACUCUUCCAUUGCCGACGUCAAUGUUCAGCCGGGGCAGACGACCAAGACGGACUCGAUGGAGAGUUUCUGGUUCGCUGAGACGCUGAAGUAUUUUUUUCUCAUCUUUUCGCCGCCCGACGUGAUUAGUCUGGACGAGUGGGUGCUCAACACGGAAGCGCACCCGUUCAAGCGGCCCAUGAGGACGGAUCAUGUCGAGACUGAGGCAGAGAUUCGGGAACAGUCCAAGUAGAAUCAUACUUAAAACGACCAUCAUAUACGGUGACCGGAAGGAGUGCUAGCAUCAGGUGCAUUUUAGAUGGGUUUAUUGCAUUGGGCGGAUACAUAUGUGCACUAGUAUAGACAAGAAGAGGGCGCGGCACGUUGCGAGUCUCCGUUUAGAAGCAAGG
Messenger RNA from Colletotrichum scovillei, 2662 nucleotides. Its product is annotated as glycosyl hydrolase family 47. The record is from RefSeq and is a predicted model, not a curated record. The transcript has a single exon. Bases 691 to 2505 code for a protein of 604 amino acids. Lineage: Eukaryota; Fungi; Ascomycota; Sordariomycetes; Glomerellales; Glomerellaceae. Gene Ontology annotation, biological process: N-glycan processing; carbohydrate metabolic process. Gene Ontology annotation, cellular component: endoplasmic reticulum; Golgi membrane. Gene Ontology annotation, molecular function: calcium ion binding; mannosyl-oligosaccharide 1,2-alpha-mannosidase activity.